This is a messenger RNA of Lodderomyces parapsilosis, 1134 nucleotides long. RefSeq lists its product as uncharacterized. Lineage: Eukaryota; Fungi; Ascomycota; Pichiomycetes; Serinales; Debaryomycetaceae. The coding region runs from base 1 to 1134 and encodes 377 amino acids. Gene Ontology annotation, molecular function: actin filament binding; actin monomer binding. The transcript has a single exon. Gene Ontology annotation, cellular component: cytoplasm; actin filament. Gene Ontology annotation, biological process: barbed-end actin filament capping; actin filament depolymerization. The record is from RefSeq and is a predicted model, not a curated record.
AUGGGAUUAUCGCUGACAAUUUCCAACGCUCAAAUCCCAAUAGAUCAAGACCCAAAUUCGCAACAAAAUAUGUCCACACAAUCUGGUAUAACGGUGUCGGAAGAGCUUUCCAAUGAGGUCAAAAAUGAUACUAAUACAAUAGUAAUCAAGAUCUCACCAGAUUCAACUCAAUUGAUACCAGAUUCAUCCUUUUCGCAACCCAGUUCAACCUCCCUUUCGUCUAUAUUUGAGCAAGUUCAUUCAUACAUGUCUAAACAAUUCCCACAACCGGCAUACAUUAUUAUUCCCUACAAAUCUACCAAGGUUUUCAUAUCUUUUAUUCCCGAUUCGGCUCCAAUAAAGCAAAAAAUGUUGUAUGCGUCAACCAAAAACGCUUUGUUAUCGAGCUUGGGUUCGUCGAGUUUUGCUUAUAAAUUAGCUUGGACAGAAUUGGAUGAAUUAGAUGCAGAGCAUUUAGAAAAAGUGAUCAGUGAAGAUGGGAAAAGUGGUCCUUUAACUGAAGAUGAAAAGAUCUUGCAGAGUUUAAAUAACAAGACUCAUAUGCAAGGACACGAAUAUGGGUUUAAAAAGGAGCUAGCUAGUAUGUCUUCUCCAUCACCAACUGCUUCUGAUAUAUUGUAUAAAUUCGAUGAUGAGUUGGAAACCGAAUUCAAAAACUUGACUCGGAAUGCAAAUGAUCAACGGUUAUUGGUAUUCAAUAUUGAUCUAAAUGACGAGUCAAUAAAAUUGACAAAAAAAGAUAUUGACGUUGAAGUGACCAGUUUGAUUAAUAAACUACAAAGUAACUCACCUUCUGGUCCCACUUAUUCCAUCUACAAUUACGCUCCAAAUAGGUACACAUUUAUUUACAGUUGCCCCUCAGGUUCUUCAGUCAAGGAUAGGAUGAUUUAUGCCGCUUCGAAAAACGCUUUGAUAAACCAUUUAAAGACAUACCUUAAUGACGAUAUCGUGUUGGAUAAGAAUUUGGAGGUUGGUGAUUUGGACGAGUUGGAGUUGAGUGAGUUGGAUGUUACUGAAGACGAUACCCCAGGGUCAGGAUCUGUUACCCCCGCAUCAACCUCAUCGUCGGCUUCAGCUAACAAACCAUCUGGUGGACUAAAAUUCAGCAAACCAAAAGGACCACGUAGAAGAUAA